CGGGUUUUUCGUGCAGACCCCCCGGCCGCGCUGUCCUGGUGGCGGGCCCCCGCUCGGCAGGUUGCCGGGGAGACCAGUCAGUGCCCCGGGGCCCGGCUUGCCCCCUGCCUGCGGGGAUGGGGAUCACAAUCCCCGCGGGCCACGUCAGCCCCGUGCCGGGAGGGGAGAGGGGCCGGCUCGGGACAGCUGCUGCGAUCCGGGGGUGGGGGCCGGGCCGGGCCGCCUGGGGACGCUAUGAAUUAGGAGGCCUGGGGAGCAGCCCCAGCUGGUGCCUGGUACAGCUCAGGAGGCCGGACAGCGGCUGUGAAUAGCCCCCCACCCGUGCCCUGGCUGGGGGCGGGGGGGUUAUGGUGUGUGUUAGCCUCACCUGCCCCUCCCAGCCCACCUUCCCCGGGGCCAUGGUGCCAUCGCCACGCCCCCGGGCCAGCUACAGCCUGACGGGGGUGACCCCGGCCAGCACGGUGCUGGUGUACCGCAACGGGGACCCCUUCUUUUCGGGCAGGAAGUUCGUGAUCCACCAUCGCUACGUGAAGACUUUCGAGGCGCUGAUCGCCCUGCUGAACGAAGGGGUGGAGGUGCCCUUUGGGGUGAGGACCCUGUACACCCCCCAGGAAGGGCACCGCCUCCGCAACCUGUCCGACCUAAAGCAGGGCGGCAAAUACGUGGCUGCCGGGCGGGAAAAGUUUAAAAAACUGGAUUAUAUUCAUAUAAGCAUAAAAAAACCACAAAGACGACGGAAGGUAGUGGUGAUUAAACCAGUAGUUCAUAGUAAAAUACGUGUGCCUUCCAGGUGGCAACUGAUCUAUAAUAAGCCACGUAAUAUCAAUGUUUUCACAAAUGGAGAUAUGCUUAAACCACCUGUAAAAUUUAUUAUACCCAGGUUUACUUUGAAAAGCUGGAAUUGCGUCCUUGCACUAAUAAAUGAAAAAAUCUUUCUUCGCUGCGGUGGUGUUCAUAGCCUCUACACAUUGGAUGGUCAUGCUGUACAUGACUCAGAUGGCUUAGAAGAUGAUCAUUAUUAUGUUGCAGUGGGCAAAGAAAAGUUUAAAUCUUUGCCAUACUGGCGUUCUUCCAGAGUUUCACCAGAAGUUCAGCGCAGAUAUGGUGAGUCUCCAAAAAGGCCCAGAAAGAAAAAGGCAAGAUCAGAGAAACACAGUGCAAGUCAACCUUCUUGUAAACAUUCAGCAAAAUCACAGAAAAGUCCCAAACCAGCAGAUGGAAAAGCACACUCAGUUUUUUAUGCCAAAGAAAGCAAAGAAGUCAAGAAGGCAAGACCUGAAAGGACUACACCCCUGGGAUCUGAUAAGGCACCAAGUAUUUUUAAAGCUGGUAAACCCCGGGGAGAAGUUCAAGGGGCAGCAGAGGUACAAGAAGACAAAAAUCUGAAAGUGGAAAUGCCUAUUGAUCAGGUUCCAGCUCAGAUUGUCCAAGAAGAAGAAAUUGUGGCACCUGCCAGUACUCCUGCUGAUGAGGUCGAGGAAGAUGGAAGUGCCUAUGAGGAUAUUGAAAAAAAGGAAAAGAAGAAAGAAUGGAGCUUCAAAAAUAUGUUUGGAUUCUUUCUCAAAAAGCCUGAAGAAUCUAAAGACAAAGAGGGAGAAUCCGAACAAAAUCAGCCUGCAGAGGAACCCAUACCAGAAGAAAUUAAUGAAAAAAAAAGGAACAUAAAAAGAUGAUUUCAAAUGUCAUGUCAUGUGCUAUAGAGGAUUUUAAUGAUGCAGGCCAGGAUGUAGUUUGCAACUCAUGAAAUAUCAUGCUUACUACAGGGGACUAUCUUCUGCACCAUCAGUUAAGACAUAAAGUUCCUCAUAAAGAAACAAAUACAUUCCUCCAUCUUUCUUGCACAAUUAGAAGUGUAAACCUUUAGUGAGUGGUUAUGUGAUCUAUACUCAGUCAUUGGGUAUGUAUACAUGCCUCCUAUUAAGCCUUGACUAGUACGUUUGAGAAUGAAGGAGUUUAAUUAGUGACUACCAAGUACUGCAAUCUUUACUGUACAUGUUAUUGAUGAUUAAUUUUUUUUGUAAUUUUCUGAUGAGUUAUUUCUCUGUUUCUGCCUAAUCAGCAGGCAUACUGCGAAAUAUAACGCACUUGCAAGAAUAUUACCGUCUCAUAAGAUGAAUAUGUUUGAUGAUUAAAUUAGGUAGAAUAAAGUAAUAACAGUCACAUACUCAAGGAGAAUGACAUGCUGAUCCUUUGCUUUGGUUUGAUGACCUUUAUAAAAAACAGAAUAGCAUUUUAGAAACAAUCCAAUCUAUUUCAAGUCAGUCCCAACAUAACAAGGAAAUGUAAAGAAUCCUCAAUAAGCCAUAUGCUUUUGCAAAAUGAAGGAAUUUCUCCUCAGUUAAAUUAAAAAUACCAGCCUUGAUCUGAGGUCAACAUGACAUAAAUCACUGAGGUAGCAAAAAAUUCUCAAACCUGAUAAGAAAACAUAUUUGCUGCUAAAUUUAAUUACUAACCUUGAUCAGAAAUGUGCUUGCAGCCUAGCAUUCAUAUCAGGAAGAGACAGACUUCUGUGAAAACAAAAUGAAAUAUCUGUUGUUUCCUGCAUAUAAAAUAAAUCCUUUCCUACCCACAUUUUCCCUAAUGAUAAGCACCAGUUUUUAGCCAUAUCUUUACACAAUGUAGUAUUCAUGAACUCGUAACUGUUCUUCCAUGAAAUACAAUUGUUUGAUGUAGGGCCAGCACAAUUCUGAUUGAGAACUAACAUGCAGAAGAUGAAAGAUUUGGAACAACUUAGGCAAUAUUACUCCUUGAGCUGUCUGUGACUAAGGCCCUGAUUCAGGACAGUACUUCAGCACAUGCUCAUGUGCUGUCCUGAAUCGUGCUUUCCUGAAUCAUGGCCUAUAUGCUUAGUGUUUGGAGAACAGAGUGAGCGAAUAUGUAUUCACACCCAGAAGGAAAAACCCUGGUGCUCCCCUGUCAUUCUGUUUGUAUCCAUGUAUUGUAAGCUCUUUGGACUGUCUUUCUCUUCUGUGUCUGUACAGCUGCUAGCGCAAUGGGGUCGUGGUCCAUGACUGGGGCUCCUUGGUAUUAUGAUAAUAUGCAUAAUACAUAAUAGUAGAAUAGUGUUUUCACUAAUUAAGUCUCUUCCCAAGAAGAAAGACAGGAGAUGAAAAAGAGGUCUUUGUAAGGUAUUGGUUUGGUUUGGCAACCUUUGAUUCAGGAAUUAUGGUGGUAAGAGCUGUUGCUUUAAAUUAGAUAUCCAUGGCUGCAUAUAUGUAUCAUUCAGAAGCUAAUCAACCUCUCCUAUUCUGUGGAGAAUCAUUUUGGUGAAAAGGUUGAGGUCAGUAUACAGAGUUAAAGGAAACCAAGGCCUGCUUUGUUCUCUGUAUUUCACAAACUCUUCUACUGUAGAGAGGCAAACGGGAAAGUGCUAGUCCUAAGGGACCUUAUGCCAAUGGAGGCUCAUCAUAGGGGAACAGAUUCCACCCUUAGCACCCUCUACACUGCAAUCAGGACAGCUGGGGCAGGAAAUGUUGCUGCCAGCAUUCCUCCAGUUCGCUUCCUUCUCCUUCAGCGAAAUUCUUUGCUGGUGGGUUAUGGUUAGAAUCUGGUUCCUUUGUGCAGCUCAGGUGAUGUGAAAGGGCUGGAGUAUAAUGCAAAAUCUAGCCUUUAAAGUAAAGAAAAUUGUUCAUGUGUAAUUCUUUUUCUUUUGAAGACUACACAAGAUUUCCACUCACCCACAUACCAAACCAAACUCUGCUCAUUACAUUGAUUUUUGUUCAUCCUGGCAGAUAAAUCUUGUGUGUUUGUUUCAACAGCGUAUUUAUGGGAAUUUUUGCUUGCUGUGUUGUCAGGAAGUUACUGGGUGGUUCUAAGGAGGACCCUGACAAUUGGAAUAGAGGGAUUUGGGUGGGGGCUCAACUACCAGUACUGCAGAGGUCCUAAAAGCUAGCAGAAUUCUUGGGACAUUGUGUUUCCAACAUAAGGAGCCAAGAGUCUGAGUAAUUUGAUGCUAUCUUUACAGAAGAGUUAUUACAGGUAAGCAAUUUUCUUUACUAGUAAGCUGAAAUUUAAUUUGAAUGUAGAAAAAUAAUACUCACUUUGGGAUACACAAUGCAGCAUAAGGUACAGAUACUGGUCUAAUUAAGUUUGUUUCCCAUUAUAGUAUAAUAAAAAUAGCUCUGAAACAUCAAGUUAGUGCAACUCUGAACUGCAUAGCCUCCUUAAGUAGCUGUCAGACCUUGCAUCUUUGUGCAUGAAGUAUAGGACAGUUCCCAUUCUAACUUGUGAAAUUUGUAUUUCUGGAGCUUUUACCAGGUUUAACCUUCAUAAACUCAGAUGGCUCAAGAAAAUGGAAUAGAGGGUAAUAUCUCAUGUCCUAGACAAAUUUCUUUAAAUCACAAGGUCACCUUGUGCCUCAGCAAAUUAAAAAACCACAAAUUACAAGAACAAAUUAACUUAGAAGAAGAAAGGUACAAAUGACAUAACUACAGAGCACUGAACAGGAAAGCAUUGUUGUGUAGCUUCCGGAUGCCAAGUACAUGUUUAACACAAGAUCUUGCAUGGAAAAGCUGAACCUGCAGUUUUUUGGUUAGGAUCUGUUUAUUGGGAGGGAGAGAGAAACUGGGUACGCUAUUGACAUCUUGACUGAAGUAAUGUAAACAAUGAGAUGUUGGUCUUAAUGCUAUCAAAGAUGAGAAGAGCUCUCAAGUUACAGGUAACGGAGAGAUGAACAAGAUAUUUACUAAUUAUGCAGAGUUUAUUUGACCCAGAUAUGAGAUCAUUUUUUUUAAAGAGCACUUGAUACUGGUAGCCAGCAUUUGAUAUGGUUGAAUAAGGUCAAGAUACCAGCAUGGAGGAUAUUAUAUUUUGGGUAUGUUUAAUGUGAUUUAAACAUUUUACACAUGUACCCCAGCCACGUUAGAAACAGAACACGUUAGCUAUAUAUAUAAAAACCUCAUGGAAACCAGAUUUACUUACCUUUUUACACUUAUUUUAAAUGUUAUGAUUAGAGCUAGCAAGGUCACCUUCCAAGAGUUCAUAAAGUGUGAAAUAUCCUUGAAAAACAGGUUUAACCUUAAUGUCACUGCUGGCACUGCUAGAUUUGUCAAGAGGUGUUGGAGUGGGGCUCAGGGUCCCCAGACUCUUCUGCAGAGGCUAUUGUCAGAAGCCAGCACGGCAGAAAGGAAGGCAGCACAUGCCAUGCCUUGUUUCAGAGUACAGCAAUGGCUGCAUGAGCAUGUGGUCCUCUCCCUGACAAUGCUACUGUGCAUCUCUAUGAAACAUCAAGGCAGUUGAAUUUCUCUGGAAUGAUGUCAAGGAGAAAGUGCAUGAGAGUUAGAGAUAACUUGUUCUUAGCCGAAAGGAAUCCAGUUUGGUCCAGCAUUCCAACAGAAGCCUGAGAAAGACAACCCAAUAUCUAUCUUAAUGCUGUUCAUUUUUCAAAUAUUAGAUGCUAAUCCUGGAUUCAGAGCCAAGGGUAUGUCAUUCAACAAAACAUCCAAGAUAGGCUAGGACCAGUGGUGUGCAGAGUGAAGGGGUGAAGAGGUAGAAUUACUCCUUUUUGAGAAACUAUGGGUCAGAGGCUCAGCUGGUGUAAAUUGGUGCAGCACCAUGUAAGUCAGUGCAACUAGGCCAAUUUGCAACAGCUGAGGAUCUGGCCCCAUAACUCCGCAUUUCCAACUUUCAGGCCUUUACUCGUUUUAGGGUGGUCUUAACUCAGAGUGUUUUUGGAUUUCAAAUGUUUUAUUUUUAAAGAAGUUAUAGCUCUAAUUAGAGAUGGGUCCAAGCCAGGCCAUUUGAGCAUCACUGAACUUUUGUAGGGGAGGGGUGCCAGAUCACAGAUGCAAACUAUAAUGGAUGGUUCCAUUCUCUACAACUGGCUAAAUCAAAACUCUGGAACCAAACACUCCUGCCAUUUGGGAGUUUUCCAACUUUGGAUCUGAAUUUUGCAGCUCUGACUCAUCUAUUGAUUUGAAAGGUUUGGAUUAUUUUCCUUAUGUUGUUGAUACAAGUUUAGUGUUAAUCCCAGUUUAGUAAAGUCUUUGGUCUAGGGCUGAGACCUUUGAGUCCUGAUUCCCAAUUUUGUUAAAUAAUCAGUAGAUCACAACGAAGAUAGACUUUCUUUUCUUUCCUGGGUCAUAUGAAUUAAUCUGUUCCUUGCCAUUGUUCCUUGUUCCAUAGCUAUUAUAGAACUUCAGUCCUUUUUUUUGUUUUUUUUACAUGUAGUUUAGAGACAAACUGAUUAUAACAAAGAUAACAGUGGGAAGGGAGGGGCAUCUUUCGAUAUAAAACUAUGUAAGAAUUUCCAAAUAUUAAAAAAUACUCUUUAAACUCAUAGUAAACAUUAAGCUUCUACCAAGCAAGCUAUAGGAGAACGCUCAUUCUUUCUGAGCUGUGAUGUUAAUCAGCUAUUGUCACUCAAGACACAUAAGUGGACAUUGAGUUAUGAGACACUGUUUUAUUUGAUAAAUGACAUUUCCAACUAGUAUUUAAAAAAUCAAUUUCUACAUAGCAAUUGUCAUGUUUCACCUUAUAUUUGAACUGAAGUGCUAUAGUGAAACUCAUGAGAAUGCAGAUUAUCAAUCAUUUUAACCUUCUUCACAAUUUUUUUAAUUCCCAGUUUAGCACAUAUUGAAAAUAGCGGCAGAUAAGACCAUAAGGAUUAGGUGGAAAAUGUGGAACACACUAGCUGACCUUUACAUAUAAACUCUGUUGUUGCAAGCCCUACACACCUGUGAGCUGCAAAAGAAAGUAAUAGAUUCUUGUGGAAAUAAAAAAAAACGUAUAAAAAUUUUUAAACACACACACCAAGACACCAGCCUUUUAGAAUAUCUUCUGUGGCAGUUGCUAAUAAUUUCUGGAUUAUAAUAAGUAACAUAAAACACUUUGAAUGAGAACAGCUGUAGAUACAGGUUUUUGGGUUUUUUUACAGAUGCUGUAUCUAUUUUUGAGCAGUGAGUGCAUUUGGAGAAGAAGGGACCCAAUCAUCUGAGUGCUCAGCUCCCAGUGGCUUUAUGGAGGUGCUCAUCCUCUUACAGAGCUGGAGUCAAAGGGGGAAAUUUAGUUUAGGAAGGGAUGGAAUUUUGUUUUGUCAUCAUUUAGACUGUAUAUAGCCUUAUUAGUCUUUGAAGCCACGAGGGAUUUAAAAUACAGAAUUGCUUAUGAAAGCCCAACAGCUGUAAGAUAGGGAAAAUACAUGUUCCUUUUACAAGUGGUAAAUAUAUGGGCAUAAGUAGGCCAAAGAGCUAGCUAUGAAUAUGACAAGAUACUUCUUGUUAAUGAAAAAAUAGGACUAAAACUAUACUUUUGCGGAGCUAUAUCUGGACUCAUUCUGAAAAUUAAGUUUCAACUUUCAUGUGAGUUUCACCUUAAAUUGAUCUCUAGGCUUUUCCAAUCAAUCUUCACACAUUAGAUUGCUAAUUCUGAGUUAUAACGUCCAUUGACAGUCUACACUAUGGAUUAAGUGUGAAAUCAUGCAAAUACAAGUCACAAAUCACAAAAGAAGAGGUUAGCCUCUGGCAUGCUUAGCUGACAUCUCUAGAGAAAUUUCUCAGAAAGUGCUUAUAGUAUAGAUCUUUGCCAAGAUUGAAGUGCAAGAUAGCAAAUCCCUCUGGUCCAGUCUAACUCUUUCUACCUUAGUGCAGUAAUUGCAAACAGGUCAGGAAAAUUUGGUUUCUAGAGGAAAUAAUUUAUCAAAACAACUUCAAGUGAUUCCCAAAAUGGAAUUUGGAAUUAUGACUCUCUGGCUUAUUAAAGUAUUGAUAGUUGUGAUAUUGACUUGCAGUAGGAAAUUUUACAUCAUAUUGUCAAGUAACACUAUAGUAUGUAGAAGUAAAAGACAAACAAAACAGAAAUUUGCUAUUGAUUUCCUCCCAGAAUGAAAACACAGCAGUCCAGAUGGUCAGCUGCAGAAAAUCAGUGCAGCUCCCUUGUCUUCUGUGGAGCUAUGUCAGUGUAUACCAAUUGAGUAUGAGGUGUUUUAAAUACAUAAUAGAAAUACAUGCUAAAUAAGCUUCCAUUUUACAUUGUGCUGUCAGCCUAAAGUAUCCUGAAACAUAGGCGCCGACUCCGUGGGUGCUCCGGGGCUGGAGCACUCAGGGGGAAAAAUUGGUGGGUGCUCUGCACCCACUGGCAGCUCCCUGCCCCAGCUCGCCUCUGCUCCGCCUCCUCCCCUGAGCGUUCCGCUUGAUUCUGCUUCUCUCCCCCUCCCAGCGCUUGAGCCGCAAAACAGCUGUUUCGCGCAACAAGCCUGGGAGGGAGUGGGGAUGAGGGGGAAUGUGGCGCUCGUGGGGGAGGAGGCAGGGCUGGGGCGGGGAUUUGUGGAAAGAUCCAAUAGGGGCGGGGCGGGCGCAAGCACCCACCGGCACCAACAAAAGUUGGCGCCUGUGUCCUGAAAGUCUUCAUGUACUGAGGGCUAACGCCUGCCCUGUGGUGCACGAGUGUGCAAGGCUGGGAACUUGGGAAUAGGGAGCCCUUCCCACUGCACACACAGCCAGGCAGCUCCCUCCAUAGUUCACAGGACUUGUGCUUGGUUAUAAUGCUGGAGAAUGCACCAUGUCCCCAAGCUGUGCCUUGCCAAAAUUGACCUCAGGUGCAGGAAUUCACUGGCAGAUGGUUGGGUGUGCUCAUGUCCAGGGCCAGAUUAAGACCUUUAAAGGCCCUAAGAACGGAAAAGAUUAUUGUGCCCCCCAUAUGUAAUUCAAAAUAAAAACAAUACUAUACCAUAAAAUAAAAUUUUAUUUUUUGAAAUGACACAAAACUUACAUGUAUGCUGAAAUUAAAAUAGCUUCUUUCUAGAUUUUCUGAUUGCAAAAUUCUGGAUAAGUUCAUCGAAGCUGACUCGACGAAGCAUGUCUGCUUCCAUACACACUAGGGAAAGUGAAUCAAGUCUGUCCUGACACAUUGUUGUUCUCUGAGGGUUUUUUAUUCUUUUCAGCUGAGAAAGAGAGCAUUCUGUGGAGCAGUUAGUAAUCAUCAAUGUUAGAAAAAUACGUAGUGCGAUUUCUACAUUUGGAAACACACAUUGUAUUCCGUCUUUCAGUAUUGUGUCAUGAAGAUCAAUGUGACUGAAUUUUGUUUUUCCUGUUUCAUUAAACUUUGCGUGCAUAUAACAGUGGAACUGCCGUACUUCUCCACAGAGAUUCAUAUUCAAGUCAACAGGGUAUGAGUCAACUAGCUCUUGGAAACCUUGUGAAUAUUAUUCGUCAGAUAAGUUCACAUCGUUUAGAAAAGAAAAUCUAUUUGAUACUUCUUUGUACACUUCGCCUCUCCUCUUCAUAUGAGCUUCAAGUGUAUCAAUUAUAGCGUAGUAAGUAGAUGCGCAAUAUUACACAAUGUACACUAUAUCUAUCUAUCUAUAUCUAUAUAUAUAUGAAAGAAAAUGAAUCAAGUACGUAUAACUCAGAAGAAUAUAUCAAUAAUAAAACAAAUUUAUUGCAAUACAUGA
Molecule: messenger RNA, 9388 nt
Organism: Caretta caretta (loggerhead turtle)
Lineage: Eukaryota; Metazoa; Chordata; Testudines; Cheloniidae
Gene: DCDC2C
Product: doublecortin domain containing 2C
Biological process (GO): intracellular signal transduction
Cellular component (GO): microtubule; microtubule organizing center
Source: RefSeq, a predicted model, not a curated record